Molecule: messenger RNA, 903 nt
Organism: Trichophyton benhamiae CBS 112371
Lineage: Eukaryota; Fungi; Ascomycota; Eurotiomycetes; Onygenales; Arthrodermataceae
Exons: 1
Coding region: 1-903 (300 amino acids)
Source: RefSeq, a predicted model, not a curated record
AUGGGACUGGGGCUUCGGGAGAGAGUGAAGAGAGCCAUCUUCAGCUCUCGUCCUGGUCUAUCCAGCCAUCCUUCAUCGUCCCGGCUGGCUGAACGCCUCGAACAAGCAAAGGAGCACACCAAUUCCGGCCCAUCACAGAAUAAACUGCAGCACCGGCACCGGCACCAGCAUCAGCAUCAGCAUCAAGAUCAGCAUCAGCACCAGCAACAACAACAGUACCACAAUCAGGACCAGAUGCAUCCGCCGACCUCUCCGACAACGAAGAAGUCAUUCCGCGCAAGCAUCAUCAAGACGCUGUCCCCACGGACAUCGAAUCGGAAAAGCAAGAUCGAGGAACCCUGGCCCAAGAUCGAGCUGUACAAGCCACACGAGAUUCCGCGGCCAAAGUACCGCGGGCCGGUCGACAAGAGGCACCUGGCAGUGCUGGAGGCAUACUCGAUCGUGCAGGCGACAGAGGGCUACAGACAGCGGUCCAUCGACUCGUCUGUCUGUCCGCUGGCGACGAACCUGCCAUCGAGGCGAGACAGCGUCACAAGCAUCAGCGAAACGGUUAUAGUGAGACGUCCCGGCGAUGUCGAGGAUGGAGUUGGCGUAGGCGAAGGUGCAGGCGAAGUAGAAGGUGAUGUUGAGGUUGAGGUUGAUGUUGAGGCUCAAGUCAACGACGACAUAAACAUCCGCAACACCAACCGCGACUCCUUGCAAGACGAGGAGGACUCGAACACGACGUCGACGGCGAGCUCUGACGAAGGCGCAAAUGUCAGCUCGUCUACGCUUCUUACGUCGCAUACGGAGGACGAGCAGCUGCAGCAUCUCCAGAAGCAGCAGCGCCCGUCAGUGACGAGACUGAAGCGGACGACGGCGUUCACGGCAGCGGACCUGCACCACGCAUUGAAUUCCCUUUGA